Arvicanthis niloticus (Nile rat) is the source of this 1209-nucleotide messenger RNA. The record is from RefSeq and is a predicted model, not a curated record. NCBI's taxonomy places the organism in Eukaryota, Metazoa, Chordata, Mammalia, Rodentia, Muridae.
AUGCAUCACAUGAAUGCCCAGUGCCUACAGAUGCCAGAAGAUGGUGACAGAUCCCCCGGAAAUGGAAUUGUGCAUUGUUGUAAGCUAUUGCAACGUAAAAUGCCCCAUGUUGUCUCCCCUGAGUCUCAUGUUAAGCUUCACUGCUGCUAUGUAGUGAUCAUGGUCCUCACUGUAGCUGUAGUUGGUCUUUCUGCUGCUUUGUCAGUAAGAAAGACAGAACAGAUCUCAAUCAAAAAGAUGGAUACUCCUUGCCCCAGCAACUGGAUUGGAGUUGGAAAUAAAUGUUUUUACUUUUCUGAAUACUCAAGUAACUGGACAUCCAGCCAGGACUCCUGCAUGGCACAAGGGGCCCAACUAGCUCGAACUGACAACCAGGAGGAGCUGAAUGUCCUAAGUAGAUACAAGGGGAUUUUUGACCACUGGAUCGGCCUGCACAGAGAGUCGUCAGAGCACCCUUGGAGGUGGACAGACAACACUGAGUAUAACAACUUGGUUCCCAUCCAAGGAGUGGAAAACUAUGCAUACCUGAAGAGUCACGGUUUCAACAGUGCCAGGGUCUAUGUAAAUCGAAGGUGGAUUUGUAGCAAGCUCAACAGCUAUAGCCUCCACUGCCAAACUCCUUUUUCUCCUUCCUAAUUUUUAAGAAGAAAUGCUUCUUAGCCUGUUAUCUAUGGGUGCUACUCUUUACCCUAAGGUUCUACAUUGCUAUCAAAACAAAUUAAGAGUAUUUCCUAACAUCACAAGUGAAAACCAACUUAGAGAGCUGCACAUACAGGGGAUUACAAGAACAUAGAUGAGUCUAAAAUAGAUGUUGGCACUCAUACCUCAAGCCUAAAGUACAACUAAUGUUCACGAACCCCACUUUUAUGUUAUGAAGUUUUUGUGCAGAAAAGUCCUUCUUUUGAAUUUAUGAGACCACAAAAAUGAGUCCCCCAACAUGCAUGUGACCUUUAAUAAUGAAAGCAAAAUGGCUGGGAUAGUGACAUGCAUCUGUAAUCCCAGCUAUGUAAGGGUUGAAACAGGAGGGUCACAGGUUCAUGAGUGGGGACUGAAAGCAUGAAAAUGCCUUAAUAAUGAUAGGGAAGAUGAGAAUCCAUCUGUAGCAUCCCAUCCUUUGGAGAGCCAUAGUAUACAUGCUUUUCAAAACUCAAGCCAACAUACAGAAGAAUUUAAAAAGUGUGUAAAAUUAAGGUUUACUUUAUACUCUGC